This is a messenger RNA of Alosa alosa (allis shad), 3744 nucleotides long. It is a transcript of the gene agfg2, whose product is annotated as ArfGAP with FG repeats 2. NCBI's taxonomy places the organism in Eukaryota, Metazoa, Chordata, Actinopteri, Clupeiformes, Clupeidae. Gene Ontology annotation, molecular function: GTPase activator activity. The record is from RefSeq and is a predicted model, not a curated record. The transcript has 14 exons. The coding region runs from base 908 to 2425 and encodes 505 amino acids.
AUAUUUAUCAUUGUUGUUUACAAUUUGACUAAGGCUUUGUAGCUCAUGAGAGGUCGGUUCAUUUAGAUGGAGACACGUUUUCAUACAGCUGCCAACAGCUGUGAACAUGUUUACCGUUUGUUAUCGUAAAGAGUUAAAGAACACUUGAGGAAACAUUUUUCAUUCAGUACGUCACUCAAAGGGCGUGAUACACCCAUGACGGCAGUGAAAACUGUUGCUGAGCUACUCUGAAAAUAUAAAUAUAGGCUGGCCUAGCCUACUUUGUAAAAGUAAAAACUCAAAACACCAGCGUUGGACCACAUGAAGUACCAUUAUACUAAUAUAGUUUUUGUUAAAGUCGUCAGUCUUUGUCUGUCUACAGACAUGUUCUGCGAAGCAGAACGAACUGGUUCCUUGGUGCUCGCCCUAGCUGUUUUCCCGGUUCCCAAAAUCUGUCACCAUUCCAAAGCGCCGCGUCUUCGUAGAGCGACAGGCAAGAGUGAGCGCAAUAAUAUGUAAAAGGGGGUGUGUUAGGGGAGAGCUAGAGAGAAACGUUUGGAUAGAGCUUCAAAUUUAGACCGAGAGAGGGAGAGAGAGGGAUUUUCUCUCACACACUCGUGUAGAAUAGCCUACCGCAGCGACAAUGAAUAAAUAUAUACAGAAAUUUUGAAAAUCCGAGACAGACGGACAAACGGAUUGGUCAGUCGUCUCUCCAUACACUGACAAGAAAUUGCCUACGCAUGUGAGAUCCGGCGUCAGAUCAUACGAAGAGCAGCCGCAUGAUCGUUUUCAUAAUGCGGGCGGGCGUGAGUAGGCUACAGUAACACACGGUGUUGCACGGAGAGAGAGGGGAGGAGUGCGGAGGGCCAGUUAUCGGUUUCCCCGCCAGACAAACGGAGGAGAGAGGGGAGGCAACAAGACGCCUAGUAUGUCGAAUCGAAAACACCGGGACAACCAAGAGAUAUGCGCCCGCAGGGUGAGGGAGCUCGCUCAGGCUGCAGUCAACAAACACUGCUUCGAGUGCGGACAGCCUGGAGUUACAUACAUCAAUAUCACCGUGGGCUGCUUCGUGUGUACGUCGUGCUCCGGAAUGUUGAGAGGACUCAACCCUCCCCACAGAGUCAAGUCCAUCUCCAUGACAACCUUCUCCCAACAGGAAGUUGAAUUUCUCCAAAACCAUGGCAACGAGGUUGGGAAGAGGACUUGGCUCUGCACCUUUGACCCAAAAACGGAUGGAUGCUUUGAUGCCCGAGAUUCCCAGAAACUGAAGGAGUUUCUUCAGGACAAAUAUGAGAGGAAGAAAUGGCAUUUUUCAAAGAGCAAGAACCGGCGGGACAUAGAAGGACCCUUCAGCCCUGGAAUGCAGAACCUGCCGCAGGCCCACGCCGGACCCCUGCAGAACCAGCUGCCCAGUCACACCAUGCCUCACGGAACCCACCAGAACCAGAUGCCCAGUCACGCCAUGCCUCACGGAACCCACCAGAACCAGAUGCCCAGUCACGCCAUGCCUCACGGGUCCAGACCCAUUCGCACGCUGGUGAGGUCCCAGUCUCAGAUGUCCUGCUGGGACAGACCGCCUAUGGUGUCCCCUGCGGAUAUGCGCACGGACGUCUUCACCGCCCGACCCACGCGCUCCCAAAGCUUUAGAGACCCUCCCAUCAAAGAUACUAUGUUAAGUGGGGUGGAAAGACAGAGGCCAGGGUCAUUGUCCUCGGGUAUGAGAGACCAAAAUCACCCAACAUCCUUUCCUGCCCUCCCUCGUCCGUCAGCCAGUAGCACUUUUAAAAACAACUUCACCCUAGGUCGUACACUCUCCGCCUCUGGAGGCGGGGCUCCGUUCAGGGUGUUCCCCAAGUCUCUCAGUGUGGAUUUCGGAGGUCUGGGUCAGCAACACACCGCCCUCAGCACUGCCCCCCCUCCCAAAGCAUCUGGGCCCUCCCAAGACAAGUACGCCCCCCUGUCGCAACUUGACAGCGUGUUCUUGGAAAACACACCUGCCAGCACAGCCCCCUCUACUGGUCCAUCACAGUACAGCGCCCUAUUUGGCAGCAGAGUGUCAACAAGCUCCACUCCUCCAGCAAGUUCACCUGGUGUGACAGAUCCAGGCACCCAAACUUUUGCAAACUUUCCCAACCCGUUCAACUCCACCUCCACCUCACAGCCCGCCCUGUCUCCCAGCAACCCUUUCAAGUGUGCCACACCAGAUGACUCAAGUGCGUUUGUCUCCACCCCUUCGUCCAUUUUCCCCCAAUCGGCUUCCUUCUCAGCGACCACCACUACCCAAAAUGCGUUUCCACUUGAGCAAGCCAACAAGCAGGAAACUAAUGGUUUCACCUUGUUCCCUGCGCCUGAAGCUGCACCCAAAGUUCCACGCCCAAUGUCGGUGAAUCCGUUCACUGGGACUGUUUACCCCAGCAAAGGAACGUCACGCAACCCCUUCAUCUGAUCCUGUGCCCCUGGGCCCCCUGUCCACCCCAGUGCAGAGUGAGGGAGAAAGAGAGAGAGAGAGGGUGGGAGAGGGGCACAUGUCUGAACCCGAGGAGCUGCUGCCAUUUCAAUGCCUCUAGAGUAUUACCUCCCACACUUAAAGGCAAACGUGCACACAGCACAUGCAGCAAUCUAACAGCCCCAAAAUCACAACAGGCACACUGUGUGUGUGUGUGUGUUUGUGUAUGUGUUUGUAUGUGUGUGUCUGGGGUCUGCAUUUGUGUGCGAGUGUGUGUAUGUGUGUAAGUGUUAGUGUUUUCUUUAUGUGCUGUUAAGCCAUUUAUAUGUCGGUGUGAAUUUUUUGUGUCUGGGUCACUACAGUGUGUGUGUGUGUGUGUGUGUGUGUGUGUGUGUGUGUGUGUGUCUGAACCACAAGCCAAACAUGAAAAAGUGUUUCUGUUUAGAUAGAGCCCAUCACAGGGGUCUAUGGGGAGGGAAUAUGGGAAAAUUUACCAUUAUGUACAUGGUACCUCACACACACACUCACACGCACACUCACACAUUCUCUCUCUCUUAACCUCUGCUCCCUUGUAAUGUCUUUCCACUCAAAGCCAAUCCUCGAGCCUCCUCUUUCCUUUACCUCUGUUUGCAGCUGCCAUAGAUCACAAGAUGAAAGCAGAGGGGAAGAAACCUCCAGUGUGGCCUUCUGCCAGAGAAGUGAACAUGUACGAUCCACAUGAACUUGAGAACAGACAUGACAAAAAGCCAUAUAACACCCCAGCCCUCCUCAAUCCCCAGCCUUUGGCAACCACCACAUCCAGUGCAUGUGAAUAUGAGCUUAACAUUGUGUUUUUUACCCUGUGUUCGUUUGUGUGUAUGUGUGUGCGUGUCUGUGUGUGUGUGUGCGCAUGUGUUUGUGUGUGUGUGUGUGUGUGUGUGUGUGUGUGUGUGUAAAUGUGAACAGAACAGAACAGAACAGGAGUUGUAUUUAUUUGACUUGCGUUGUCUUUUUAGUAAACCGAGGCUGUGUUAUGCCUAUCAUGCUACAUGUUAAGACUCAGGCUGCAUGUGCUUGUGCAGCAGGGCUCGCUGAGACGCUGUUGAAUGUAAAGCUGUUUUAUUUCAUGACAAAAGGAAAAAAAAGAAGACAUGUCAAACUGUCAGUUGUUUUUUGGCAUUUCACAUUAAUGGACCAAACUGUCUGUUUUUUUGUGACAUAAAAGUAAGACUCCUUUCUUAUUUUGCAAACAAAUCCAUUUAGUCUUUGUAACAAAAAGCAACCACAUGCAUAUAUAUACUAUAUAUAUAAAUAUAUAUAUUAUAAAAGCCAAAUCAUUA